Molecule: messenger RNA, 1302 nt
Organism: Haplochromis burtoni (Burton's mouthbrooder)
Lineage: Eukaryota; Metazoa; Chordata; Actinopteri; Cichliformes; Cichlidae
Exons: 7
Coding region: 106-1272 (388 amino acids)
Biological process (GO): cellular response to lipopolysaccharide; regulation of transcription by RNA polymerase II
Source: RefSeq, a predicted model, not a curated record
UCAAUACUAGACGACAGUAUUUACUUUCCACCACACGCGCCGGGGAGGCUGUAUGAAGAACAACUAGUUUGAGGACUUCAUGACGAUUUACAUAUUCGAUUUAUAAUGGAUGGAGAUCUGCUGUCUUUGUCAUCUUCCUCCUCGUUAUCAUCUUCAGCAGCAGAAGGAGAACCAACAGGAGGACAGAAAGAUGCUUCACCUAAGAGUGACAGCAGCCUUCCUCAGAGCCAACAGGAACCCAAAUCAGCUGAAGAAGAGUUAUGGGUGCAGGAGGAGAGUCCCGUGGCUGACAGGCUGCUGUCCACAGAGGAGCAGGUGACUCUGAUCACAGAGAGUCUGACAGUCACCUCGACUGACCAGGAAAAGCUGCUGCUGCUCAACAAGAACACUGAGCUCCGCAGAGUCAACAAGGAGCUGAUGAAGCUGAACGAGGACUGGGACCAGGUGUACCGCAGUGCCACGCUGCGUCUACAGCACAGGCUGGAGGCUUUGGAGCUGGAGAACAGCGCAAUCAAACAGCUAAACAACAGACUGCUCCUCAAAGUUGAACAUCAGCAGAGUGCAAAGGAGUACUAUGAGCAAGCAUUGAUGCAGGAGCUAAAGAAGAACCAAGAGCUGCAAGAAUAUAUCAGGCUGCUGGAGAGCAGGUUGCACCACCCAGGGAGAGACUUCACACCUGCCAAACCGGGAAGCUUUACUACUGUGAUGCGAGGUCCAGCUCUGGGCCCCGGAAGUCAUCCUGACCUGUCUUGCGGCUCUGCGCAAAACCCUUCACCCUCCUUUUUCCCAGCUUCUACCAGCCCAGAGGCUGAGUAUCAGCGAAAAGGCCAGGCCAGCAGUUCCCCACUGGGAGUGCUGGAAAACUCCAAGCAAGAAGUGCAUGAUUUAAAAGAGCAGCUGGAGGCACUGAGAUGUCAGACUGAGAUAUAUGAGGCAGAAUAUCAGACAGAGCACAACGACCACAAGCACACGCUGCAGGAGAACCGAAGGCUGAGGAAGAAGAGAGAGGAGAUGCGCCAACAGGUGGCACUACUGCAAGAACAGCUUAAGAUAUAUGAGGAUGACUUCAGACGGGAGCGGUCGGACAAACAGAUGCUGCAGAGGCUGCUGUUACAGAAGACGUCUGAAAACAAAAACCCUGUGCUCAUCCACCGCUGUAAUAAUGAGCAGCAGCUGCUAGGGGGCGAUAAGAGACCACAAAAUGGAGAGAAAAGGAAACAGCACCACCCACUCUGCCCAAAGCACCCAAACAGGGACAAAGAGUCAGUGUGACACUUAGAGGGAAAGUGAGCCAUGUUUACA